This is a messenger RNA of Diatraea saccharalis (sugarcane borer), 3654 nucleotides long. Lineage: Eukaryota; Metazoa; Arthropoda; Insecta; Lepidoptera; Crambidae. The record is from the annotation of a GenBank genome assembly.
UGACAAAUUUUGUAGAUAAAAAUAAAUAGGUGCAUACAUCAAUCUGUUUAUUUUGUGUGAAUGUUCAGUGUUUUAUAUUGUUGUGAACAGUCAAAUAUUACUAAAUUGCUACCGCGAUGGCUCUCUGUAUUUGUAAAUGUUUAAAUGUAUCAUUGGAGUGUGAUAAAAUUGAAGAUAACUUUGAUAUUGCUAAAAUGGAGCUAACAACGACGGAACAAAGGGAUAUUUUUUUCAGUCAGAGUAUGCUGGCCGUUCCAGUCAACUCUUUAAAAAGUGUGGUGGCUCAACAAGCUUUGGUAGGACACCAUACAGUAGGCCGCUGGACUCUACAUUCCUGCCUUGCAUGUGGACAGACUACUCAUGCCAUACUCAAUGACAAUACAACGGGCUCUAACUUAGCUGUGAUUCCUAAAUCUACUCAGACUACUAUAGAUCAAGUCAAAAAUUUAAAGAAAUCCAGUAAUUUCUCCCCUGUAUUCAAUCUGUUAGUACCAGAAAUUACACAAGGUGUUGAAAUGAAAGAGAACAUAGAUACAAACAAUUUUAUUUUUAAUGAUAAGAGGGCAUGGGCUCCCACACAACAAGUUAUUGGUAACUUGAGCAAACAGCUCAGUCAAACACUACAGUCACAACUGGAAGCUGUUGAAGAUUCAGUCAGACAAUUUAGAGACCAGAAAUAUGCAGAGUUUGAAGCUUACAGAGAAAGAGCACAAAGAGAUCAUAAAAUUUUAGCUAGUAUUAUAAGUAAAGCGCGAAAUAAUGUGGAUAAUGAUGGGUGGCAAGUUGACACCAGCCUGGACAAUGGACCUCCAUCACCACAAGUACCUCCUCUACAGAGAAGAAGACUGUCCUCCUUCAAAGAUGCCAAAAAACUUUUACAAAACAUUAAACCUAAUAGAAACCUUCCUCCAGAAGAAGAUUCAUUAGAUGCUGAAGAUUUAUUUGAUUUAGAGGGAACUGACUUCCGCAACAAUAUGAAUUCUGAUCAAGACGAUUAUGAUUCCGAUCAGAGUAGUCAUGACGAGGGCAUCCACAUCUCGCGGCCACGACGCGAGGAUGGUGCUGCUGACAUCGCUCGCUCUCUACCAAUCAACAUGCCGUUUCCUAAGGAACGUCCAACGCGAAACGAUUUGGACGACGAUGAGGAGCCGCAAGAUAUAGCCGCGAGCAUAAAGGCGUUGGCGCGUUCUGUUCACGGCGACGUGUACGAGUUGCCGCGCCCGCGCUUCUCCACGCAGAUCUAGCGAACUCGUCGCCGAUACACCCGACUCCCUCUCUCUAGCAGAUGAAUUAAUAGAUCCCCUCCACGUGCAGAUUCCCGAGAUCUCCUAAACUAGGGCUGCUCAACCUUUUUGACUUUCGGGCCAAACGGAGGAAUAUUUACGGCGGGCCACUGACUGUUCUUUUUAGUUAUUCUCAGUGAUACAGUUAAAUUAGGCAAACAACGUGGUCCGCGGGCUUGAGAUUGAACAGUCUUGGUCUAAACGUUCGAAGAGUAAGAGAUGAUCAGCUUCGAAGCUAUUCGCACGUCUAUUCUGGUUGAAUAGAUUUUUUAUAUAACAUAGACAGUUUUGCUACGAAAUUCUGUGCUCAAAGUCAGUAUGAAUCGUAUAGUCAUAUAAGAUUAAUCGUUAUUUUAUGCAAAAUGUAUUGAAAGAUCGGCGUCUCGCGUCCUAUAUGGGUUAGUUUCAAAUACUUUUUGAGCUGAUCAUACUUAUCUGUAUCUGACAAGGAAAACAUAGCACCGUUACCAUUAUGUGGAAUAAAUGUCAGCCGUUGUUUGGUAGUUUGCGCUCGACAGCAUGCGUUCGAGCACGGUUUCUAGUUUGAUUACAGUGACCCUAAAUCGGAAUCAAAAUAGUGAUUUAUAUAAACGACGAUUUAAUAAUUUAUAUAUAAUUGGGUGCGAUAUAGGUCACGACACAGUCGUUUCGUAAUUUUAUGAAUAGAAAAGUAACUUUGGUGCAAUUAUUUUUUUAAAAGUCCGUAAACUUGUCAUAAAAAUAAAUAGCAUUUAGGUAUUACUUCUUAGUCAUGUACAUAAAAGAAAGCUAGCGUGUAAUGAUGAGGCUAUAAAAUAUUAUAAGCACAAUCUCGGUUUAUAUUGAAAAUAAAAAUGUUACAAAAAUCAUAUUUAGGUAAUCAUAAUAUGUAUAAGAAUUGGGCCAAAAUCAUCAAAAGAAUACAAUAUAUUAGAAUACAUGAUGAGAGUUUAUAAUCAUGUUGAGUAUUUAUGUAUAAAUUGCUGAUUUGCCUUAUCCGGAUAUAAAUUUUUAUAAGAUCUUAACUCGUCCCCAGUUCAAAUGCGUGACAUGGAUAAACAAGCACAACAAUACUAACCAAAUUAUUGCAUAAAACUAAACAUUUUUGUGCACCGAAAGGUUGUGAAAUAAAGAAUUCGCCAAGCAGCUAAAUAUAUAUUCGUCAACGACGCUUAUAUUUAGUUAAAAACUAGCACAUACGAUUUUAUUUUACCAAUUUCCCCUGGUAGGAGAUUCUCAAUUUUUAUUACAUAAAACUUAAUUGCUAAAAUAGAGAUACAAAAUAAUGUACACAGAUACUAAAACUGUUCAAAGGCUUAAAAAGGAAAUAUUUCAUUUUGAAUAUAUAUCCGAAUUUCUCUAUUAAAAAUCAAAGCUUUGGUAUAUUUUAUGUGCUAGAAUAAAGAAAUAUACUAUAUUUUAUUACAUAUGUAUGUCUGGCCUAAAAUUGGUAUGUAUGUUUAGUAUGGGUGUCUUUGUGUCAGUGACCGAUGUGGAAUAUAAUGUAUAUUUAUAUAUAAAAUUAUAUUGAUAACAAGAAAUUAACAAUUAUUGAAUGUUAACAUGUAAGUCAUAUCGCCGUUAAUAGUCUUUUCUAUUAUUUUUUAUCUCGUGUUAUCUUAUUGAUAAGUGAAAAUGUACAAAAAAUAUUAAUAUUUGCAUUUCUUACUAGUCUUUUAGGGUCACGAAAAUAAUAUCUCAUCGUUAAGUAGACGUAAAUCACAUUGCCUAUGAAAUUUUGUAUUUUGUAAAUAAACAUUUAAGAUCAUUGUUAUUGAUUUCGAAGAUUCAUUAAAUUUUUAAAAUCGUUUAUUUUUAUACCCGAUAUUUUGAAUGUAUAAUUAGAUGGUGUUGUCGAGUCGGGUCUUGGUGACGUAGUAUCAUUUGUUUAUGUUAUAUUAUUAUAUCUUUUAUACAAUUACAUCUAUUGUAGACUUUAAAGUUAUUUUUGAAUUGAUUUUUGUGUGUAACUGAACAAGUGUUUUUACUACAUUUAUGUCGUCAGUGUCUUCCAAUAGCACUGUUCUAUGAAAGGAUUAUAUCAGGUGAUUUUAUUGUGAUGUCAUUUUUUCCAGUCAGUUGUUUUAGUUGUUUCAUUGGAGUGAUGUUAUUGCGGUGGACUUUGAUUGUAUUGAAAAUAGUGAUUAUGUAAUAAAUAUUGACUUAAUAUUGGUUUUCUUAUUCUUUGUCACAAUUCAUUUUGUUUUACACCUAUGAUCCUAAUUUUAAACAUAUAUAAAUAAAAAAAUAUCUAUAAACUUAUUAAAUUGGCUUAUGUCACUGAAAAUAUGUGUAAAUGGGAAACAACGAAUGUAUCCAUCCCAUGUCUAUGGUAGCUAUAUAAGCUUCUCGACAACAAACUAGACCCAGAACCAACUAGAAUAGCUCAGUA